This is a messenger RNA of Cordyceps militaris CM01, 1278 nucleotides long. Its product is annotated as malonyl-CoA-acyl carrier protein transacylase. NCBI's taxonomy places the organism in Eukaryota, Fungi, Ascomycota, Sordariomycetes, Hypocreales, Cordycipitaceae. The transcript has 2 exons. The record is from RefSeq and is a predicted model, not a curated record. Gene Ontology annotation, cellular component: mitochondrion. Gene Ontology annotation, biological process: fatty acid biosynthetic process. Gene Ontology annotation, molecular function: [acyl-carrier-protein] S-malonyltransferase activity. Bases 1 to 1278 code for a protein of 425 amino acids.
AUGCACCACCGGUUCGCUGCCUCGCCGCCGGUCCGCCGGGGGUUGUCGCGGGCCAAGGCGGCCACCGCUCCGCGACGGCAUUGGAGCUCCGGGCCCGUGUCCCGGGCGAGGACGGCCAUUUUCUUUCCAGGUCAGGGCGUCCAAAAAGUCGGCAUGCUCACGCCGUGGAUCGAGGCCUUUCCCGCGACCACGGCCCGGAUCAUGGAGGAAAUGGACCACUACGCGGGCUUCAAGCUCUCCGACGUGAUCCAAAAUGGGCCCUCCAAGGUGCUCACGCAAACGACCAACUCACAACCCGCCAUCAUGGCCACGUCCAUCAUCAUCCUGCGCAUCCUCGAACAAGAAUACAACUUUCGCGUCGCGGAUCACUUUGACGUCGCCCUCGGCCACUCCCUCGGCGAGUUUGCCGCCCUCGUCGCCGGCGGCUACCUCAGCUUCCCCGACGCCCUGUACCUGGUGCGCGAGCGCGCCGCCGCCAUGUCGCGGGCGACGCAGCAGGCUGUCGCCGAGUACGGCGGCGAGUACGGCAUGGUGGCCAUGAUCACCGAGCCGGGCCACCUCCCCGGGCUCAUUGACGCCGUGCACGACUUCGUCGGGCACUCGAGUGCGUACGGCGCCGAGCCCGCGGGCGGGGCGCGCGGCAGCAGCAGCAGUAGCCGUAGUAGCGGCGAGCUCGACGUGCCGCCGAUCGAGCAGGUGCUCAUCGCCAACAUCAACAGCAAGAACCAGAUUGUGCUCAGCGGCAGCAUCGAGCGCAUCCGCACCCUGCUCGCGCACGUGCGCCAGUUCCACGGCCACGACCCGCGCGCCGUCCGGCUCGCCAGCGACAGCCCCUUCCACAGCCCGCUCAUGAAGCCCGCCGUCAGCGUCAUGCGCCGGCUGCUGCACGGCCGCAGCCGCGUCCCCGGCCGCGAGCACGAGGAUAUUGUCACCUGGCCCGGCGCCGUCGAGGCCAUCAGCAACGUCACCGCCCGCCCGUUUCGCAGCAAGGAGGAGCUCAAGGAGCUGCUCGCCCGCGGCUGCCUCGAGACCGUCCGCUGGUGGGACAGCAUCCGCUACCUGGACAAGCAGGAGAAGGUUCGCCGCUGGGUCGGCAUCGGACCCGGCAAGGUCGGCCGCAACCUGGUCGGCAAGGAGGUCGGCAUGCGCGGCAAGGACAUGGUCAAGGGCGGCGGCGUCUGGGCCAUUACCGACCCGCUCGAGGUCGAGGAGGUCAUUCGCGGACUCGAGGAGACGGCGCACAUCAUGGACGACGAGGAGUGGGAAGACGAUGGCUGA